UAUUUUUAGAGAGGAAGAAACUUAUAGUGGCCCUUCUUUCUAAGACCAUGACAUGUAAUUUGAAGUUGCAGAAAGAUCAUGAAGAUAUUUGGAAUGUCUUAUGAUGAUGGCCAGAAGGAAGAAGAAACAGAUGAGGAAGGGAAUGAGACCAAUGAAUUAGGUAGCCAAUAUAGCCUAACCGGCAUCAUUCUUCCUUCUCUCGGUUCCAGCGGUUACCGAAGGCAUAAGCUCCGUCCUUAUAGUAUCUCUCCAUACAAUUGUCAAUACAAGUUGUGGCAAAAUUUUCUGGUGAUAUUGGUUUUCUACACUGCAUGGGUGUGUCCUUUUGAAUUUGGGUUCCUUGAUAAAACAAAGGGUGGCCUUGCUGUAACUGACAACAUUGUGAACGCUUUUUUUGCUUUUGACAUUAUUCUCACCUUCUUCGUUGCUUAUCUCGACAAGCCUUCUUAUAUGCUCAUCGACGAUCGAAAGAGCAUUGCUUUGAGAUAUGCUAAAUCUGGGUUGAUAUUGGAUGUUCUCUCUACCAUCCCUUAUGAAGUUGUUAAGGCACUGUUGCCAAAACAUGGCAAAAAAUUUGGCUACGUUUUCAACAUUCUACGGUUGUGGCGUCUUCGUAGAGCUAGUGAUAUGUUUUCAAGAUUAGAAAAGAAUAGAAAGUAUAACUACUUCUGGGUGCGCUGUUCAAAAUUUACAUGUGUAACUCUAUUCUCUGUGCAUGCUGGUGCCUGCUUUUUCUUUUUUACUGCUCAACGAAAUAGUGACGCGAAAUCAACAUGGGUUGGCCUUAUUAGUGAUGCCGCUGACAGUAGUAUGUGGGGAAACUAUGCAACAUCAAUAUAUUGGUCCAUAGUGACUCUUACUACAGUUGGUUAUGGUGAUUUGCAUCCUGUAAAUACAAGUGAAAUGGCACUUGACAUUUUCUAUAUGUUAUUUAAUCUUGGACUUACCUCGUAUCUGAUUGGUAACAUGACCAACUUGGUUGUCCACUGGACAGAUAAAACUAAAAGAUAUAGAGACACUGUCCAAGCUGCCUCAAAUUUUGUUCAGAGAAACAAUAUACCUAUUCGUUUGCAAGAACAAAUAUUUUCUCAUUUGCUCACGAAGUACAGAACUGAUUUAGAAGGAUUGCAGCAACAAGAGAUUUUUGACUCUCUUCCAAAAGCCAUCCAGUCUAGCAUCUCACAUCACCUUUUCUAUCCCCUUAUUGACAAAGUUUAUUUGUUUCAUGGAGUGUCAGAAGACCUACUUUUUCAAUUGGUCAUGGAGAUGAAGGCUGAGUACUUUCCUCCAAAGGAAGAUGUGAUUUUGCAAAAUGAAGCGCCAACAGACUUUUAUAUAUUGGUUGCUGGAGCUGCUGAUCUUAUUCAUAAAAAGAAUGGAGCAGAUGUGAUUGUUGGUGAGGCUAAGACUGGAGAUGUUAUUGGGGAAAUAGGAGUAUUAUGUUAUAGUCCACAGUUGUUCACAGUUCGGACAAAGCGAUUGAGCCAGCUUUUACGCUUGAAUCGAACAACAUUUCUAAAUCUUGCUCAUUCAAAUUUUGGUGACGGAACAAUAAUCAUGAACAAUUUUCUUCAGCAUUUGCAAGAAUCACAAGAUCCAACGAUGAGGGAAAUUUUGGUAGAUACAGAGGCAAUGUUGGCUCGAGGAAAAAAAAUGGAUCUGCCUAUCAGUCUAAUUCCUGCAACUUGCAGAGGUGAUGAUGUAUUGUUGCAUCAAUUGUUAAGAAAAGGUUCAGAUCCGAAUGAAAUAGAUAAGAGUGGAAAAACAGCACUGCAUUUUGCAGCUUCUAUUGGCAAUGAACAUUGCGUAGCACAACUGCUAGAACACAAGGCUGAUCCCAAUAUUCGAGAUUUCAGUGGAAGUGUCCCAUUAUGGGAAGCAAUGAUGGGUAGGCAUGAAAAAGUCAUGAAACUUCUUCUAGACAAUGGUGGAAAUAUAUCAUCCUCUGAUGUGGGACAUCUUGCAUGCAUUGCUGUUGAGAAAAAUAACAUUGAAUUACUCAAGUACCUUGUUCAAUGUGGUGGGGAUGUGACACAACCCACAAGCAAUGGAAACACUGCACUUCAUGUUGCAGUAUGUGAGGAAAACAUGGACAUACUAAAUUUUCUUCUUGACCAAGGAGCAGAUAUUGAUAAAGAAGAUGGUAAUGGUUGGACUCCAAGGGCUUUAGCAGAUCAUCAGUGCCAUGAAGAAAUACAAAAUAUAUUCCAAAAUAUAGGGAAAAACAAAAGACCACAUGUUAUUCCUUCAAUACCAAAGAUUGGAAGGUCCUUUGUGGCGAAGAGUCAAAGUGAACCCUUUAUGCCAGGAAUCUCCCAAGGAAGCAUCCUUCCUAAUCAAGAGUUGUCAGAUAAUCGUCAAAGAAGAAAGGUCAACCCUUUUCGUAACUCAUUUUUUUGGAUGAUGUCAGCUGCAAAUCAUGAUAAAAAUGAUUCUAGUACAUCUGUAACCAAUCACGCUACCCCAACAAACGUGAGUGAAUUAUCAGCCAGAGUUACGCUAAGUUGUCCAGAAAAGGGUGAGAAUGCAAAAAAGCUUGUUUUCUUGCCAAAGUCCUUUCAAGAACUUCUACAUAUUGGCGCCAAAAAGUUUGACUUCUCUCCCACAAAACUUUUGACCAAAGAAGGAGCUCAAGUUGAAGACAUAAAUGUGAUAAGAGAUGGUGAUUAUCUCAUUCUUGCACGAGAUAGAUCAGGAUAGAAAUGUGAAUCAUCAGUUUCUAAACCGUUUUUAAGUAACCAAGAGGACUUGAAAUGGUUAUCUAGGCUCAAAUACUUAAAGUUGUAAGAUUCACAUACAGUCUUGUCUACGAUGCACAUAUUCAAUAAAGAUAUUGUAUAUGAUAUGCAUCUAAAUAUAAUAACUCUUUAAAGAUACGACAUGUGCAAGUAAGGAACACAAUAGAGCAGGGCGGCGGAUAUUAUGAUAUU
This is a messenger RNA of Lotus japonicus, 2930 nucleotides long. RefSeq names its product potassium channel AKT1-like. Lineage: Eukaryota; Viridiplantae; Streptophyta; Magnoliopsida; Fabales; Fabaceae. Gene Ontology annotation, molecular function: protein binding; voltage-gated potassium channel activity. The coding region runs from base 79 to 2700 and encodes 873 amino acids. The record is from RefSeq and is a predicted model, not a curated record. Gene Ontology annotation, cellular component: membrane. The transcript has 12 exons. Gene Ontology annotation, biological process: transmembrane transport; potassium ion transport.